AUGGAUUUAACAUUACUAUCUAGUGACAGUGACAGUGAUUUGGAAAUGCUAGCUCAGUUAUCUGACUCGAGUGAUGAAGAUGAAACCCUACGCCGCACUCCAAAGAGAAUCAGAAGAGUGAACUAUACGCAAAGUCUCGAUGACGUUUCUGAAGCUGAACAUAGGUACAAUGAAGCACACAUUAAAACUAGAAAUACUAUUGAACGAGCAUUUGGAGUAUGGAAACGUAGGUUCCCUAUUGUAGCACUUACACUAUGUUUGUCAAUACCAAAUAUGAAGGCGGUAAUAAUAGCAACUACAGUCCUACAUAAUAUUUGCAGAAAUCACAAUCUCACAGAAAUCCCCUCUGAAGUAGAACUACCAUCUAUCGACAAUAGUACAAUGCCUCAUAAUGUAGUUGUUAAUGAUAUUCCUACAAACCAUAGAACUGAUUUGAUAAAUAAUUAUUUUAUGACAUUAUAG
Messenger RNA from Parnassius apollo (apollo), 462 nucleotides. The record is from the annotation of a GenBank genome assembly. Lineage: Eukaryota; Metazoa; Arthropoda; Insecta; Lepidoptera; Papilionidae.